AUGUGUAUAGUCACCCCUUUGAAUCCUGUUUCAAAAGCUUGCAUAGUGUCAAACCUAACCACUGAUUUACUCAGACCGCAUUGGACCGAUGGCCGGAACCCUAUUAAUUCCUAUCCGAACUCGCCAUUUGGAACCCGGUUUCUACUAUCAACCGCACCUAAAUCUUUGGAUCAAUCUUUUCCUAAAGAUGUUAGAGGUGUUGCGGGGUUUUCAUGGUCUGGUUUGUGUCUUCCACAUCAGCUUGCGUCUACUGGCGUUACUAACGCUGCGAAAUUCGCACUUUGUCUACCGAGCUCUUCAUCGGCUCUUGGUGUCACAUUUGUGGGUGAAGGGCCUUUUUAUUUUAAAACAAACCCUAAUGUUGAUCUUAGAAGCUAUCUUUCGUACACUCCGAUGAUUCAAAAGAGUUCCAAAUCGCUUGGAUAUUAUAUUAAGAUAAACCGGAUCUUGAUCAAAGGGACACCGGUUAAUUCUGUACCGAAAGGUGGUUCGGUGAAGAUGAGUACUAUAGUUACGUACACAACUCUCAAAAGUGAUAUCUAUAAAGCUUUGGUUGCAAGUUUUUCAAAUGCUACGGCUGGCAUUCCUCAAGUAACCGCGGUUAAACCGUUUGGUUUGUGUUUUAAAGAUGGUGCGCUUGGGUCUGGUAGUGUUCCGAAGAUUGAUCUUGAGAUGAAAAGUGGGAAGAUAUGGAAUGUUUCCGUAGAGAAUUCGAUAAAGCGGGUAGGGUAUGGCGUAGCUUGUCUAGCGUUUGUGGAUGGUGGUUCGAAAGUGACGGAUCCGAUAGUGAUUGGGACGUUUCAGAUGGAGAAUAAUUUCUUGUACUUUGAUUUGGUGAAUCAGAAGCUGGGGUUUAGUUCAUCGUUGUUGUCUAGAGGAACCUCUUGUAGCAGCUUCAACUUCAAACUAGUUGCAAACUAA
Messenger RNA from Helianthus annuus (common sunflower), 921 nucleotides. Its product is annotated as chitinase CLP-like. The transcript has a single exon. Gene Ontology annotation, biological process: proteolysis. Gene Ontology annotation, molecular function: aspartic-type endopeptidase activity. NCBI's taxonomy places the organism in Eukaryota, Viridiplantae, Streptophyta, Magnoliopsida, Asterales, Asteraceae. The record is from RefSeq and is a predicted model, not a curated record. Bases 1 to 921 code for a protein of 306 amino acids.